GUUGGUUGUGAAGAUGGAACUGUGAAACUGUUUGAGGUGAAUGAAGACAACAUACAGUUUGAGAGAAAUCUGGACAGGCAAAAAAGCCGCAUCGUCUCUCUGUCUUGGCACCCAUCAGGCUCCAAAAUAGCAGCUGGAAUGAUGGAUAUGGUCCAGGUUUUUAAUGUAGAGACAGGCCACUCUAUGCACAGGAUGCUGGCUGACAGAGGGGUCGGGACAUCCCGCAGUAAGGAGUGUGUGGUGUGGAGUGUGGUCUACCUCUCAGAUGGGACAAUCAUCACUGGUGACUCUGUGGGAAUGGUCAAAUUGUGGGAUGAUCAAACUGGUACACUAAUCAAAAGCCAUAAUGUCACAAAAUGUGAUGUGUUGGCAUUAUCAGUCUCUCAGGUGAGAAGAUUGCUGCGGGUUUGUGAGCAAAUGUUAUAGUUUCA
This is a messenger RNA of Sinocyclocheilus anshuiensis, 431 nucleotides long. Its product is annotated as U3 small nucleolar RNA-associated protein 4 homolog. Gene Ontology annotation, biological process: maturation of SSU-rRNA from tricistronic rRNA transcript (SSU-rRNA, 5.8S rRNA, LSU-rRNA). The annotation marks the transcript as partial. The transcript is spliced from 3 exons. NCBI's taxonomy places the organism in Eukaryota, Metazoa, Chordata, Actinopteri, Cypriniformes, Cyprinidae. The record is from RefSeq and is a predicted model, not a curated record. Gene Ontology annotation, cellular component: small-subunit processome; t-UTP complex; 90S preribosome. Gene Ontology annotation, molecular function: protein binding; RNA binding.